UUAGUACCGAUUCAGCUGGCUCGUGUGAGGGGAACGCUAAACCAGAAAAGGGUGCCUAUUUGCCAACAAAAUGGAUCCCGUCCUUGCCCGCGAGAAUCCUACAAGCGUCCUACGGUCCUACCAAUCCUUUGCAGCGGUAGAAGUGACACACAUAUCCAUGCGGCCCUGCGGAUAGCGACGCCUAGCCCCACCGCCGAGAUCAUGCAGAGGCUAUGUUCGAGUCCUUUUUUUUUUCUGGCUGCACUGAGCUGUAACCCCAGCUAUGCUCAUCAUAGGGGCGCCUCUCAGGACGUAAACUACGGGCAGAUAUUUGCAUCCCCCGCAACAUCUCAUGGAUUAUUAUAA
This is a messenger RNA of Rasamsonia emersonii CBS 393.64, 345 nucleotides long. RefSeq lists its product as uncharacterized. The annotation marks the transcript as partial. NCBI's taxonomy places the organism in Eukaryota, Fungi, Ascomycota, Eurotiomycetes, Eurotiales, Trichocomaceae. The transcript has a single exon. The record is from RefSeq and is a predicted model, not a curated record.